Seminavis robusta is the source of this 909-nucleotide messenger RNA. NCBI's taxonomy places the organism in Eukaryota, Bacillariophyta, Bacillariophyceae, Naviculales, Naviculaceae. The record is from the annotation of a GenBank genome assembly.
AUGAGCGAGCUCCCUUUGAACAUGACAGAACUUGCAAACCACAACAGAGACAAUGUUGCUGAGGGAAAAGCAGAGGUUAGCCAGGCUCCCACUCCGACCUUGUGCAGCUGGUUGUGCCCAGCAAUUCGAGCUAUCGUGAUGGGCAUCAUUGGCCUCCUUCUCCUCCUCUCAAACAUCAGCCAUAUCUAUGUCAUUGUGACCUGGGAGAGCAAACAAGCUUGCAUCGCCAGUGGAAUCAAGGAGGCAACAGAGAUUGCCCCAUUUGUUUGGCUUACAACAUGGGUCUUGUGGUUGUCAACUGCAUUCUAUAUCUGGUAUCUCUAUUUGAUUUUUUCAAAACCUUCCAUGAAUCAUGAAAGCAAGGCUGUCCAGUCCUGGGGCUUUCGUUGUCUCUUCCAGGUAGCCUUGUGCUGGUCCACAAUUACAGUUUUGGCUUACACAGGUUCUUUGAUUCUGACUCCUCCAUCAACCGAUGCGAUUGACACUGAUCUCUGCUAUUCCUUCUCCGACUCCAUCAUACAAAAGUCACAACCCAAUGCUAUAUUUUGGUUGGUCAUGGACCGGAUCUUCAAUUUCACUGCCCACUAUGUUUGUGGCCUGGCACUUCUCCUUCUAUACCUCCAACGGGCUGUGGCAUAUGAUAUUGGCAUUCCGUUUUCUGUGCUCGUCUUGAUCCCCUUUUCUGUUGUCCUUGGCCUUGUGCAUACAUUUCAUUCUCCUGUUUAUGAUGUUGAGAACAUCUGGCUUAGCAGUGCCGGAGUCAUCAUUGGUGCCCUAGUUAUACAUGGCCUCUUAUGGUGUGCUUCUGGGCGCUCCAUGGCACAAGUUAGUGGAGAGCCUUCAGAGGAAAGCAAAAACACUGAAGUAGAAGAGACGGUGGAUAACGAAGUGCUUGCUGACGAGGUUUGA